CGCCCGCAGAGGCUUCUGGGAGUGGUAGUUCGCCCCGCCCUCGCGUCGCACUGACGCAUUUCCUGCGCGUCGCUGGCGGCCGCCAUCAGCUCGGCACUGGCGGGGAGAGCCUCGUUCGGCGGACGGCGUCCUCUUCCCGUCACGCCGUGUGGUCCCGCCACCCCCCGCAGGGCGCGCCCAGCUGGCCGUGGGGAUGGCCACCCGGGUCCGGACCGCUGCCGUCUGGGUCCCACCUCUCCAGGAACGAGACAGUCCUUGCGGUGGGAUUAGAAAGCUCCAAGGCAAGGAAUCCAUCCUGGGUCCUGGGACCCCUGACCAGAGGCCCGUCCCUGGAGGAGCCUGGCAGAGGCGCCAGAGUCCCGGGACAGAGCAGCUCCUCAGGUGGCUGUGUGUUUCUCAAGACCAGCUGAAAACCAGCGAUGCUUGGGGACCACUGUCAUUCAUGGACGUGUUUGUGGACUUUACCUGGGAGGAGUGGCGGCUGCUGGACCCAGCUCAGAAGCACCUGUACAGGAGUGUGAUGUUGGAGAACUAUAACAACCUGGCGUCCCUGGGGCACCAGCACACCAAACCCAGUGUCGUUUUCCAGUUGGAACAAGAAGAGCUGUGGAUGAUGCAGAUCCCAAGUCAGGGCCAUGCAGAUGAAGUCCAGGAAAUUGAUGAUCGUGUGGAAUGGCAUCAGGGAAGUCACGGCAAGCUGGGAAGCAGACCAGAAAGCUACCAGUGUACUGCGUUUGGAAGACUAUCUCUUCAUAGUACAAAUUAUGUUUCUUCAAGACAAGAACUUCAUAAAUGUGUUACACAUGGAAAGAGUUUGAAAUAUAUAGAUUCUAGUAGUAAUUUUGCUGGGAAAUAUCCCAGUGGGUUUCAUGAUCUUAGGGAAUCAUUAUUCCAUUCUAAACAUGAGCAAGCUGUUACUGGAAAAAAAUACUGUGAAAAUAGUGGAUCUGGAAAAAAUGUCAAAAGAGAGUCACAGCUCAUAUGCCAACAAAUGCACGUGGCAGGAAAGCCCUUUGAAUGCAGUUCCUGUAGGGAGGCCUUCAGCAGCAAGUCAUGCCUUGUGGUGGAUCAGCGAAAUCCUGCAGAAGAAAACCCCUGCAGAUGUAAUGGAUGUGGGAAAGACUUCAGCAGCAAGGCCUGCCUCGUUGUGCAUCAGAGAACUCACUCAGGAGAGACACUUCAUGAGUGCAGUGAAUGUGGGAAAACUUUCCGUUUCAGCUCACAACUCAUCAUACAUCAGAGAAUUCACACCGGGGAGAAUCCCUGUGAGUGCUGUGAAUGUGGAAAAGUCUUUGGUAGGAAAGACCAGCUCGUUUCACACCGGAGAACGCAUUCAGGACAGAAACCCUAUGGGUGUAAUGAAUGUGGGAAGGCUUUUGGUUUGAAGUCACAGCUCAUGAUACAUCAGAGAACCCAUACAGGAGAGAAACCCUAUGAAUGCAGUGAAUGUCAGAAAGCCUUUAAUACAAAGUCUAAUCUUAUGGUGCAUCAGAGAACCCACUCGGGGGAGAAGCCCUAUGGUUGUGGUGAGUGUGGGAAAACCUUUACCUUCAAGUCACAGCUCAUUGUACACCAGGGGGCACACACUGGGGUAAAACACUAUGGAUGUAAUCAGUGUGGAAAAGCCUUCAGUUUGAGGUCACAGCUCGUACAUCAGAGAAGUCACACAGGAGUGAAACCUUACGUAUGCAGUGAAUGUGGGAAAGCUUUCAGGAGCAAGUCCUACCUCAUUAUACACGUGAGGACUCACACAGGAGAGAAACUCCAUGAAUGCAGUGAAUGUGGGAAAUCCUUCAGUUUCAGUUCACAACUCAUUGUACAUCAGAGAAGUCACAUGGGAGUGAAACCGUAUGGGUGCAGUGAAUGUGGGAAAGCUUUCAGGAGCAAGUCCUACCUCAUUAUACACAUGAGGACUCACACAGGAGAGAAACCGCACGAAUGCAGUGAAUGUGGGAAAUCCUUCAGUUUCAAUUCACACCUUAUUGUGCAUCAGAGAAUUCACACAGGAGAAAACCCUUAUGAAUGUGAAUGUGGGAAGACGUUUAAUAGAAAAUAUCAGCUCAUCUCUCAUCAAAGAACUCAUGCUGGGGAAAAACCUCAUGGGUGCAGCAAAUGUGGGAAAGCCUUUAGCAGCAAGUCCAACUCAUUAUACACAUGAGAACUCAUUCAGGGGAGAAACAAUAUGAAUGUCACAGACGUGGGAAAGCCUUCAUUUGGAAGUCACUACUCAUUGUACAUGAGUGAACGCAUGAAGGGGAAAACCCGUAUAAGUGCAGUCAGUGUGAGAAAUCCUUCAGUGGAAAAUUCCGGCUCAUUGUACAUCAGAGGAUGCACACAAGAGAGAAGCCCUACGAAUGCAAUGAGUGUGAAAAGGCCUUCAUUAGGAAAUAGCCCGUUGUGCAUCAGAGGGCUCAUUCAGGGGGGAGACCCUGUGGAUGCAGUGGCUGUGGGAGAGCCUUUUGUUGGAAGUCACAGCUCAUCACGCAUCAGAGAAUUCAUGCAGAUGAGAAAUAUGUUGGUGAGUUAAGUGUAAGAAACCAUUUCUCAGGAAAUUCCAGAAAAUUCAUAUAGAAGAGAAACUCUAUAAAUGGAACCAUCUCUGUACACCAGAAAACCCAUCCUGAAGAGAAGCCUCGUGUGUUUACAGCACGUGGAAGGACAUUCAGAGAAAGCUGUUUCCUCUGCACUCAAAAAACGUCACUACAUGUCACAGGAACCCUGUGAAAUCUGUGAACCCUGUGAAAGUUAUCAGGAGGAAGUCAUACCUUUAAUCUUAUGCAGGUGAAGAAAUACACAAAUGAAGUGAAUGUCAGUAAUUUUUUAAUAUGCUAGCAUUUACAAGGGAAAUUCCAUAAUGGAAAUGAAUAUGGAAUACAGUCUUUUGAAAUUCAUGAUCUAUUAACCACUAGGAUUUCAAUGAGAAAAUGUAAAACCAUUGAAUUUCAGGUAUCAGAAUCUCAUGCCUUGGAGAAACCAUGCUGUAAGUUAGGGAAAUUCUUCAUCUAGAAGUGAUAAACUUGUAGCAGAAUAGAGUAUAAUUCAUACUAUAUAUGUCUACACACACACACACACACACACGAAGAUAUAUGAAUGUUUCAAGUGGGGUAAAUUCUCAGCAGGAAGGUUAUAUCACUAUUACUUUGAUUCAUUCCUUUACAAGUAAGGGAAAUUAUGUUCCAGAUGUUCCAAACUUUUAGGAAAAGAUUGGAGAAAAUAUUCAAGUAUCAAUGAUAAGCAUGUUCAUAACAGAACAUAAAGAUUUUUGAAAGUGUGUAAAUAAAUAAUCAGGGUAACAGGACUACAUCGUAAGGCCUACAGGGAUACUCAGGUGUUCUGUUCCUCUCUGUACUAUAAAAUAUGUUUCGUGUAGUUUGGCAUUUUGCUUGUGAAUACCACAUUUGAUAGAGAAAUUUGCCAGGUAACAGUACCGCUUCUCAGGUAUUUCUACUCUGGACAGCAGCAUUCUUAUUAAGAAAUACAACCUGUUACUAUAACAAUAUGGCAGUUAAAAUGCAUCUCAGCACUUCCAGACUUUUCUGUUACUUUGUGCCCUUUGUAAGUGGGCCUGACAACUACCUCUUUAGUUACGUAAUCAAUGUAGUGCCUGUUUUAUGUGGCUGUGUGCUAGAAUCUGUUCUGUCAUCACUGGUGAGAACACCGUGGUUUUCUUCAGGAGCGUCUACAGCGCGUGCAGUCACGACGGGACCCUCACCCACGUGGCCCAGAGCUGGCCGAGAUGCUCCAGGAUUUACAUUUUUAAUGGACCCCCUCCAUACAGAAAAGAAAGCUUAGCUUUUGUUCUCUGGUGGCAUCUUGCUGCAAUUCUCAAUUAAUUCCUUCUAUGUAGAUUACCCAGAGUAGCUUUCAUUACCGUCACUUUUUAAUCCUAGUUCACCUCUCUUUUGCUUUGACGUACCUGGUGUCCUCUCAGUACAUUGAGUGGUGCUCCUGCAAUGUGCACCUGUAGCUGUAGACUCAGGGUGGUGGGAAAUCAUCCUGCUGAUUGCUUACGUAGAGAGUCGGUGUUUUUUCACAACCACACCAGUUACCUUAUGUGCAUGAGCAGUAGUCUGGAAAGAGCUGGGACCCUGGAAAGUGGGUCAGGGCUACCUUGGAGGAAUACGAGGAUUCAAAACUGCAGGUAUUUCUGAAACACCCACUGCUUUGUGCUCUUCACUUCAGCAGGGAAUCCCGUCUCUUACCCAUAGCAACUUUCUUUCUUGAAGGAUGUACUUAAUGAUUUUCUGAAUGCCUGAUCCUUGUGUGCUCAGCGCAUAAUGCAGGACCCAAAGUCAAGACACCGGGGGUGGAGAACGUUGAUUCACAGAAGGGAAGAAGAGUCUUGCAUAAGCAAAGAGUUUCAGGUACUUGCUACAGUUAAACCUGGAAAAUACUGUGUAUGUUGCCCAUGUAUUGCUAUCCCAAGGAACAUACAUACACAUAUUAAAGAAAGAAUGAACACAUACUGUUCAUCCUCUUCCCAGAGCCAGUUAGUUUAAAGCUUGCUGUAUUGUGUGAUGCAGACCCACCUGCAGCCUUGCCCACUAGAAGCCAGAGAUGUUAGCAUAAUGUUGAAGGUAUAAGUCAGAUACUGUGUGAAUGGAUAAUGCUGCAUUGGGUCUGAUCUUAAAUGAAAUGGAAAAGUUACCAGAUAAAUGAAACUUAGCAGAAAUGAAUAGGUCUGUAGCCAGUAAACAAAAUAGAAAAGUUAAAAACAGUCUCUGGCUUGAAAAUCUACCUUGCUCCUCUAACUCUGCCCCAGCCCCGGAAGAGAAGGAGGGUCCAGCGAUUUUCAGUAGGAGUAGAUAAUUUUCAGGAAAGCUAAUUCUAACAUUUUACAGUACUUCACAGAAAAUAAGACAUUUUGGAAAAAAAUGAUGAAGUCAUUUGUGAACAUAUAUUUAAAAAUCCUAAAUGGACUUACCACAAAAAUGUAUCUAAUAAUGUAGAGUUUUUAUUUUUUAAAGUCACGAUGUGUAGCAGGCCACUAGUAGUGAACCCAGUGUUUCUUCAUGACUAACGGGAUCGCUGCAAUUUUCGUGAUGUCUGUGUGCCCAGCUAAAAAGCUACAUUUCUCCAUCUUUGUUGUAGCUGAGUGUGAUCACGCUAUAAAUUCUGAGCAAUGAAAUGGAAAUAGAAGUUGCUGAGAGGGUAUAAUGGGAAUGUUCUUCAGAAGGAAAACAUACAGCUAGGGAGAGCUCUCCCAGUGUCCUUUCAUCUUUCCUCUUUUUAACAUGCAACACAUCAGACGUUUGGAGACUCAGUAGCCAUUGUAAAACCAUCUUAGAAUUCUUCUUGAGGAUGGAAGCCAUCUGCUAGAGUUGAGCAGAGAAAUAAGAGUGUCUGGGCUCUCUGGUGAUAAUGGUGUGGUUGUGCCAGCCCCAGACGACCAAAUCUGGGCACCUUCUUACACAAAAGAGACACGAGCGAUCUUGUUCAAGGCAUUGUUCGUUUUGAUUGGGAGGAGAUUUGGUUCUGUCGUGUGAAGCGGAAUCUGAUCCUAGUUGAGACAUGUUAGGAUGUUUGAAAGAUUGAAUUAGAAAUUCUUUAUGUAAAAUUAACCACUAUACCAGAAGAAAGCCAUAUGAGUGUCUCACUACGUGUAGGUAAAUCAUUUGAUGGACUGUAAUACCCAUGGAUGAUUUUAAAUAUUACUAAGUUGGAAAUAGAAAGUAACUCCUUUAACUUUGUAGGGGAUAUGUUUAAAAAAUGGUCAAAUUUCUUGUUAGUGGUAAAACAGAUACAUACCAUGAAAUUAAGAAAAUUAAAGAAUGCUCAUGACUUUUAUUGAGCAGUGUAAUGGCAGUUCUGGCCAAUGUGUGAUAACAAAAAGUUGUAAGGAAUUAGGGGUUGGGACAGAAACAAAAGUCCUAUUUUUUUGUAGGUAAGAUUUUCAUUUAGAAAAACCAACAUAAACUACAGGCAGAUGUUUAAACUACAGGCUGUAACUCAUAGGCAUAGAAUACAAACUUGUGGUUGCCAAGGGGGCAGGGGGUGGGGUGGGAAGGGACAGACUGGGACUUCAAAAUGUAGACUAGAUAAACAAGAUUAUACUGUAUAGCACAGGGAAAGAUAUACAAGAUCUUGUGGUAGCUCACAGCGAAAAAAAUGUGACAGUGAGUAUAUGUACAUUCAUGUAUAACUGAAAAAUUGUGCUCUACACUGGAGUUUGAUACAACGUUGUAAAAUGACUAUAACUCAAUAAAAAAUGUUUAAAAUCUCAACAACAACAAAAAAAAACAACUACAGGCUGUAAGGCAAGGAGAUGUUUCACACGGCUCCGAGAGCUUGCGGCUUGGCCUUGAGCACAAGCACAUCCCUACAGUUCCUUCGUACUCAGAUCCCAGGCCCUGCUGAGGAAGACUUCCUGCCCUCCAAACGUCUGAAGGCAGUUUUGUGCUAAAUCAAUCAGAAGUUGCGACAAAGCUCGAACAGCUGAAACAGAUCAGAUUGAUUGGGCCCCAACCUGAGAGCUGGCAUUAGAACAUACGUUCCCUUUUCUAGAAGUAAAUAUAUAAUCAGAGCAAAGAAAAUGAUCAGAACAUUGUAAAAUGACUGUAACAAUAAAAAAUGUUAAACAAACAAAAAAACCAAAAUGAUCAGGAAUGUGAAUAAUGAUAAAAGCAGUGUUUCACCAAAGACAGCCCCUUAAACGGGCAUGCACAUAACAACAAAGCCUCAAGGUCAUGCAAAGACACAGCUAAAAGGAGAAAUACACUCUACCAAUUUAGGUGGACACUUCAGCGUUUCUUUCUCGGUAACAUGACUUAGAGACCAAACUCAGCAAGGCUGUGGAAGGGCUGAAUAACAUCAUCGGCAAACGACGUGGUGGACACGUCUAGAGCAGCCAACAGCAGAAAACACACUGUUUUCCGUUGCAUGCGAGGCAUUCGCCAAUAGUUCAUGUCCUCGCCCACUAAUCUUAAAAAUUUUUAAAUAAUUGAAAUUGUACAAAAUGUGUUCAGACUAUAAUGCAGUUUAACAAGACUCAAUUGUAAAAAGAACAGGAAAAUCUCAGAACACUUGGAAAUUAAGCAACCCAAUUCCAAAUAAUUCAUGGGUCUGAGAAAUUUCAAGAGAAAUAUGGAAAAUCUUAAAGUAUUAUUCUAUAAAACAUGCAAAUUAAAAUACAACAGACCAAAAUUUCUGAGAUGCAGAAAAAUCAGUGCUUCAAGGGAAAUUCAUAGCACUGAAAUGCUUAUAUUAAAAAAGAAUGAAGGUCUCACAUCAAUAAUUUAAACUCCUACCUUAAGAAACUAGAAAAAAGAGUAAAAUAAGCCCAGUGUAAACAGGAGUGAAAUAAAAAGACUAGAAACUAAUGGAACAAAGAGUGGAAGGGAAUAAAGAACACAGAUUUGACAACUUUGAUGAAAUGGACUAAAUUCUUGAAAGAAACCAACUAGCAAAGCUUACUCGAAGAAAUAGGUAACCUGAAAGUUGCUACAGUUAUAAAAGAAAUUAAAUUCACAGUUAAAAAUCUCCCAACAAGAAAAAAAUCCAGGCUCAGAUCAUCUCACUGAUGAUUUCCAUGAACUUUUAAGAAAGAAAGAAUACCAGUUCUAUACAAACUGUCAGAAAAUAGGUGACAGGUACUUCUUAACUCAUGAAGUCUGUGUUACACUGAUUGUUUUUAAAAGAUGUGAUACUGACAGGUAUAUACAGAAUGGAUAAACAGGAUUAUACUGUGUAGCACAGGGAAAUAUAUACACGAUCUCGUGGUGGCCCACGGUGAAAAACAAUGUGACAAUGAAUAUAUGUAUGUUCGUGUAUGACUGAAAAAUUGUGCUCUACACUGGAAAUUGACACAACAUUGUGAACUGACUAUAACUCAGUAAAAUAAAAUUUAAAAAACCCCGAUGUUAUCAAAAAGCCUACGAAUGUUCCACAUGAACAUAGAGGUAAAAAUCCUAAAUAAAAUGCUAGUUAAUUUAAUUCACCAGUAUAUAAAAGGGGUAAUACAUGAAGGCAAACUGGAGUUUAUCUUGGGACUGCAAAGCUGAGAUGGAUUCCGUAUUCAACCAGGGGUAGGAAGUAGCUUCCUCAGACUAAUAAAGCACAUCUGGAAAAUGUCUAUAGUUAAUGUUAUAAUGGAGAAAAACUGAAUAGCUCCCCCAAGAUUGAGAACAAAUCAAAGAUGCUCACUGUGACCACUCCAAUUCAACAUUGUAGUGCAAGGCUUAGCUGACUGCAUAAGGCAAGAAAAAGAGAUUUAAAAGAUACAGAUUGGAAAGCAAGAACAACUUUAUUCAGAGACAGCAUGAUUGCCUUCACUGAAACUUUUAAAAAACUUUACCAAAAAAAAAAAAAAGAAGCCACCAUAAUACACAUGUCAGUUUAGAAAUCUAGAAUAUAAAAUCAAUAUUCAAAAAUAGUUGUAUUUUUACAUACUUGCAAUAGACAACUGGAAAUUUGAUUAAAAUGCACUACUAUUUAUGAUAGUACCACAAAAACCCAUGGAAUGAAGUCAAGUGAACUAUAUGCCGAGAACAAUGCAGAAGAGGAGACGAUGGCCAGGACAACGGGCGGACGUGCUGCGUUGGUGGAGUGGGAGGUUCAGUGCUGUUACAGCGUCGUGUUCCCCACGCGGAUCUAUAGACUGUAUCCCAUUCCAAUCAAAUUCCCAGGAGCGUUUGCUGUAAAAGUUGACAAGUGUGAUACUGAGAUUUACGUGGAACAGCAGAAGAACUACAUACAGUGUUGAACAGGGAAAACAAUGUUGCAAGACACACCAUUUUAUUUCAAGGCCUAACCGUCAGCUUCAGUAGCUAUGACACUGUAGUUUCGUGAAAGGAGGGACAUACAGAUUAGAGUCCUGAAAAAAAAAAUACUCUAUAGUCAGUUUGUAUCAAAGUUAGAAAAAUAGUUCAUUGGAAAGACGACAGUAUUUUUUUUUAAUGGUGCUAAACUUGCACGUCUGCAAGAAAAAAAAAAAGUCUUGAUCUGUACUUUCACCACAUACAAAAGUUAAUUUUCUCAGGACUAUAUCAGAGGCUGAGCUUUACCCUGCUAAAGGGCUGGUUGUUAGCAUUUAAUAUAUUUAAUUUCAUAUCUAAGACUAUGAGGGUUGAGCCAGGAUGGAAGAAUGCUAUAUAAAGAAUUUCUGGUAAAGUAGUAAAGCUCUGAGUCAGCAUGGGAACAGGCGAGAGGGAGCAGUAAGAGAUUGCCAUUAAUAUUAGGAGGAAACCAAAGGGAACCCCUUUAACUGACUGGCUGAUAAUAAAAACGGAGAAAUGUGGGAUUCAGGACAAUACAAAAGUAACAGCUGGAACAAAAUUACGAAGCCUUCUAAAUUACGAAGUAAGCUAUUUGAAAGAACAAAGAACCACACAGAACAGAAAGGUGAAUAGAAAUAAGAUGCACUGAAAUAAUAGAGGAAGCAGGAGAAAAACUAUGACCGUGGAAUUCCAGCUGGUAAAUGUAGAAGAAAUGAUGAAGUUAGAAAGAUUGUUAUUUGGCAGCCACUAUAGUGAGGACUGUUUCAGGCAGGAGUUACGAUGAAUGCUAAAACUUGUAAGCAAAAAUGUUAUGAGUAACAAAUAUUUCAAGAAUCUUGUCAUUUGGAAAUGGUGGCCAAUUACCCACCUCAGAGAGUCUUGUGUGCUCAGUAAACAGCCCUGGGCUCCGAGCCCCUGACCCCACCUCGCCCUGAACUACCAGCGGAGGCAAAGGUUUGUAGCAGGUAAAGGGGCCUUGCUUGGUCACAGCAUCACUGCCCAGGCACCUUUGAGCCUGAAGCAAAAGGGAAAACCAGUAAUACUCAUCUUUAAAAAAAAUUGUUUUUAAUGUUUUGUUCAUCAUAGAUUCUCUGGCAAAAAUAAUUGAUCAUUUUCAAAAAUACUGUAUUAAAAUGUGACUUACCUUAA
This is a messenger RNA of Camelus dromedarius (Arabian camel), 9863 nucleotides long. RefSeq names its product zinc finger protein 268. Gene Ontology annotation, molecular function: DNA-binding transcription factor activity, RNA polymerase II-specific; RNA polymerase II cis-regulatory region sequence-specific DNA binding. The record is from RefSeq and is a predicted model, not a curated record. The transcript is spliced from 6 exons. NCBI's taxonomy places the organism in Eukaryota, Metazoa, Chordata, Mammalia, Artiodactyla, Camelidae. Gene Ontology annotation, biological process: regulation of transcription by RNA polymerase II. The coding region runs from base 194 to 2158 and encodes 654 amino acids.